UCUCUCUCUCUCUCUCUCUCUCUCUCUCUCUCUCUCUCUCUCUCUCUCUCUCUCUCUCUCUCUCUCUCUCUGUGUUCGCGCGCAAUUUAUUUAGCAUUUGAAAUAAUAUAUAUUUUUGCAUGACAGGUAUAUGUUGCCAUUUGCUACACAUACUGGCAUGCAAAUGCUAGAUAUAUUAGGGGACUCUUUUCAACAAUAAAUAACAGUGUUUUACCGCAAAUGAGAUGCUUCACUCUGAUAUAAGACGCUUUAGGCUAUCUGUACAGACAGAAAUACUAUAUUUGGCAAUUCAUGAUUGCCAUAUAUUGUGCAAAUUUUUAUAAGCUAUAUGGUCCAUUCAUCUUUCAUCAUGGAGGGCAAGAGGGUGAAGCUGCCCUUAUACCAGAUCUCAGAGAUGGAGUACUUAAUUUUAUCUGAGGAUCCUGGUGGGGAUGAAGUAGGGGUGGUGAGGGUCCGCCACCACCCUCUAUGCCUGGAGCCACCACUCCCCACCACCCAGUGCAAGAUGCCUCCUCUGCCCACCUUCACCACCACCAGGCCACAGCCCUCCACCUCCGGCUUCACCGCACUCCCCUCCACCUCCACCUUUCCCUCACAGCCCUCCACCUCCGGCUUCACCGCACUCCCUUCCUUCCCUCACAGCCCUCCACCUCCGCCAUCACAGCACCACCACCCAAGAGAUUCAGGGAGAAAUCUCCCGAACUGUAAUAAAAAAAAAAGUAAUAAAAUAUAAAAAGUAAAA
Molecule: messenger RNA, 742 nt
Organism: Portunus trituberculatus (swimming crab)
Lineage: Eukaryota; Metazoa; Arthropoda; Malacostraca; Decapoda; Portunidae
Product: proline-rich receptor-like protein kinase PERK8
Exons: 2
Coding region: 329-733 (134 amino acids)
Source: RefSeq, a predicted model, not a curated record